UUAGAUCUUAUAGAAAAUUUCAGCUGUAGCCCUUGGACCAGAAGCUGAAAUAAUCGAAGCUGUGUACGAUGCAUUAGGGUAUUGAAGAAAAUACAUUUUGAAUUAAAUAUUUGGAAUAUAAGGAAGGAAAGGUGAUUGAAAAUGGGCAGAAGAAAAUUCAAAUCACACGCAUAAUGGAUGAAAGGAACCGACAGGUUACUUUUACAAAGAGAAAGUUUGGAUUAAUGAAGAAAGCCUAUGAACUUAGUGUGCUCUGUGACUGUGAAAUAGCACUCAUCAUUUUCAACAGCUCUAACACUGCCAGCACUGACAUGGACAAAGUUCUUAUCAAGUAUACAGAGUAUAAUGAACCUCAUGAAAGCAGAACCAACUCGGAUAUUGUUGAGGCUCUGAACAAGAAGGAACCCAGAGGGUGGGACAGCCCAGACCCUGAUACUUCCUAUGUGCUAACUCCACAUACAGAAGAAAAAUAUAAAAAAAUUAAUGAGGAAUUUGAUAAUAUGAUGUGGAAUCAUAAAAUCGCACCUGGUUUGCCACCUCAAAACUUCUCAAUGUCUGUCACAGUCCCUGUGACCAGCCCUAACGCUUUGUCCUACACUAACCCAGGGAGUUCACUUGUGUCGCCAUCUUUGGCCGCCAGCUCAACAUUAGCAGAUUCAAGCAUGCUGUCUCCACCUCAAGCCACGCUGCACAGAAAUGUAUCCCCUGGAGUCCCUCAGAGACCACCGAGUACCGGCAGUUCAGGUGGGAUGUUGAGCACUUCAGACCUCACAGUGCCAAAUGGAGCUGGAAGCAGUCCAGUGGGAAAUGGAUUCGUAAACUCAAGAGCUUCUCCAAAUUUGAUUGGAACUACUGGUGCAAAUAGUUUAGGCAAAGUUAUGCCUACGAAGUCUCCUCCUCCUCCAGGUGGUGGCAAUCUUGGAAUGAACAGUCGAAAACCAGAUCUUCGAUUUGUCAUCCCUCCUUCCAGCAAGGGCAUGAUGCCUCCACUGAAUACCCAAAGGAUAAGCAGUUCUCAAGCCACUCAGCCUCUAGCUACCCCAGUCGUGUCUGUGACCACCCUGAGCUUGCCUCCGCAGGGACUCGUGUACUCAGCCAUGCUGACCGCCUACAACACUGAUUACCCACUGACUAGCGCGGACCUGUUGGCCCUGCAGGGCUUCAACUCCCUGGGCAUGCUGUCUCUGGGACAGGUGUCGGCCUGGCAGCAGCACCAUUUAGGACAAGCCGCCCUCAGCUCUCUGGUUGCUGGAGGGCAGUUAUCUCAGGGUUCGAAUUUAUCCAUUAAUACCAACCAAAACAUCAACAUUAAGUCAGAACCAAUUUCACCUCCCCGGGAUCGAAUGACCCCAUCAGGCUUCCAGCAGCAGCAGCAGCAGCCACCGCUGCCCCCGCCGCCACAGCCCCAGCACCCCCAGCCCCGGCAGGAAAUGGGGCGCUCCCCUGUGGACAGUCUGAGCAGCUCGAGCAGCUCCUAUGAUGGGAGUGACCGGGAGGAUCCACGGGGCGACUUCCAUUCUCCAAUUGUGCUUGGCCAACCCCCCACCACGGAGGACAGAGAAAGCCCUUCCGUCAAGCGAAUGAGGAUGGACGCAUGGGUGACCUAAGGCUCCUGGGCUGGUGUUCGUACUUCGUGAUCCUGCAGCGAACUGCCCUACAUAUCUACAUCGGUAAAUAAGGACAUGAGUUAACUAUAUUUAUAUGUACAUACAUACAUAUAUAUUCCUUUAUAUAUAUAUAUAUGUAUGUGGGCGUGAGUGUGUGUGUGUGUGUGUGUGUGUGUGUGUGUGUGUGUGUGUUACCUACAGAAUCGGGCACUUACCUGCCUCGUAGAUCUGCAGAUGUACGUCCUGUGGCAAACAAAGCACCCUGUAGGCAGAUUCUAGUCUGGCACUUCCUUGGACUACUUGUUUCAUAAGAUAACCAGUUUUUGCAGAAAAACGUGUACCCAUAUAUAAUUCUCCCACACUAGCUUGCAGAAACCUAGAGGGCCCCUACUUGUUUUAUUUAACUGUGCAAUGACUGUAGUUACUUAAGAAAAAUGCUUUGUAGAA
This is a messenger RNA of Mustela erminea (ermine), 2054 nucleotides long. RefSeq names its product myocyte-specific enhancer factor 2A-like. Gene Ontology annotation, biological process: cell differentiation; positive regulation of transcription by RNA polymerase II. The record is from RefSeq and is a predicted model, not a curated record. Gene Ontology annotation, molecular function: DNA-binding transcription factor activity, RNA polymerase II-specific; histone deacetylase binding; RNA polymerase II cis-regulatory region sequence-specific DNA binding. NCBI's taxonomy places the organism in Eukaryota, Metazoa, Chordata, Mammalia, Carnivora, Mustelidae.